CAAACGUUUAACCAUACAUCACCAAGCGCUUCAAUACAAAUCUUAAAGAUUUCAUAAAAAGUUAGUAUACAUUGUUUUUUAUUUAGAUUCUAUAUCCCAUCAUGCAGACCGAAGUUGCUUUACCAUCACCUGUGUAUUUUGCUGUUGGCCCCCAACCCCAUGAGGUUUCUUGUCCAUUUUGUAAACAAUAUAGCAAAACAACCAUGAAACGUUCCUUCUUUCGCUGCUGUUUACGCCGCCAUUAUUGCUCCCACUGUGAUGAAUAUUUCGGUUCUUAUAGACGUCCUCAGUUGUAGUCUUAAAGUGUGAAUAUAAAUUUAUUUAAAUUAUCUUGUUAAUUGUUUCAUUUAAAUUUAAACUAUGGAAAUUAUAAUAAUAAUAAUAAUAAAUUUU
Messenger RNA from Calliphora vicina (urban bluebottle blowfly), 393 nucleotides. RefSeq lists its product as uncharacterized. The record is from RefSeq and is a predicted model, not a curated record. NCBI's taxonomy places the organism in Eukaryota, Metazoa, Arthropoda, Insecta, Diptera, Calliphoridae. The transcript has 2 exons. The coding region runs from base 102 to 296 and encodes 64 amino acids.